AUGAGUUCUUCGGCAGCGGACAGACGUGUCUGCGUCUGUGUGUUGGGAGACAUCGGAAGGAGUCCUCGCAUGCAAUACCACUCCAUCUCUCUGUCCAAUCACUUCGGAGUGGAUUUGCUUGGCUUUGAAGGAUCGAAACCACACGAAGGCGUGGCGAACAACGACCGCAUUAAAUGCCAUCACAUGAGACAAACGCCUCAAUGGAUCUAUUGGUUGCCAUCGAUUCUGGUCUACUUCCUCAAAGUCUGGUGGCAGUCAUGGUUCAGGUUUUCAAUCACUUAUUCCUCGCGUAAGCCACGAAUAUUUACACCAAUACUCGUCGCACAGAACCCGCCAUCGAUUCCAACGCUGGGUGUCGUGUGGUUUGUGUGUCGACUGCGAGGAUCCAAGUUUGUGGUCGAUUGGCACAACUAUGGCUUCACAAUACUCGGGCUAACUCUUGGAGACAAUCACAUUCUCGUGAAGAUCUGCAAAUGGUUUGAGACAUACUUCGGCGCCAAAUCUGACGCCAAUUUCUGUGUCACGAAUGCCAUGAAAGAGGAUCUGAAGAACAGAUUCAAUAUAAGCGCUACCGUUCUGUACGACAGACCCCCGGAUAUAUUUGACGCCAUUUCUGUCGAAGAGAAACACCAUUUGUUUCUCAAACUGAAGACAGAAUACAAGGAGUUCUUAAGCGACGAAUCGGAUGAUGACAAUCAGACUGUUGUGACCAUUCAUGACACUAUCAGUUAUAACAUAUCUCUGAGACCAAAACGGCCGGCGCUUGUCAUGAGUAGCACGAGUUGGACGGAAGACGAAGACUUUGAUAUAUUGUUUAAAGCGCUCGAACUCUACGACAACUCUGCUUCCAGUUCUGGCAAAUGGCCGCACAUUCUGUGUGUCGUUACCGGAAAGGGUCCGCUGAAGGAGUACUACCAGCAAAAGGUGUUGACCCAAGACUUUCAGUCCGUGAAAGUGGUGUUCCCGUGGCUCGCGUCGCAGGACUACCCGAAAAUGGUGGCCAGCGCUGACCUCGGGAUAUGUCUGCACAAGUCGUCCAGUAAUCUGGAUCUGCCGAUGAAAGUGGUCGACAUGUUUGGCUGCUCUCUGCCCGUCUGUGCGUUCAAUUACGACUGUAUCGAUGAAUUGGUUUUACACGAAGAGAAUGGUUUGCUGUUUAAGACGAGCGAAGAAUUGGCGCAACAAUUGAUGGAUAUAUUUGAGAACUUUCCCAAAGAAAACAAGCGAUUGAAUGCAUUUCGCACUCAUUUGAAGCAGAAUUUUACAAAAUAUCGUUGGAAUGAGUGCUGGAAUGAAAACGCUUUGAAAGUCUUUUCAUAG
This is a messenger RNA of Oppiella nova, 1320 nucleotides long. Lineage: Eukaryota; Metazoa; Arthropoda; Arachnida; Sarcoptiformes; Oppiidae. The record is from the annotation of a GenBank genome assembly.